AUGGCAUCACCAGCCCCUCUGUCCGAGGCCAACACUUCCUUCUGUCUGGACCUGUUCAAGCAGCUGAGCGACAACGACAAGACGGCCAAUGUCUUCUUCUCACCUUUCAGCAUCUCCUCAGCUCUGGCCAUGGUGAUGCUGGGGGCAGCAGGCAACACACACACACAGAUGUCAGAGGUCCUUGGCUUCACAGAGGCCAAGCAGCAGCCACCUGCAAGGGCACAACAACAACAACAACAGCAACAACAGCGGCAGCAGGCCAUAGACCUUCCAGCCUAUCUGUUAAAGGGUCUGAAAACCAAGCAGUGUCAGGACGUUCACUCCGACUUCAGUCAGCUACUGAGUGUGCUCAACAAGCCUGGUGCGCCGUAUGCCCUCAGUGUGGCCAACAGGCUGUACGGAGAACAGUCCUACCAGUUUGUUGAGGAUUUCUUAGGGCUAACCAGGAAGCACUACAAUGCCGAGUUGGAGGCUGUGGACUUCGUGGGCAGCCACGAGGCCGCGAGGGUCAACAUCAACAACUGGGUGGAAAAUCAGACACAGGGUAAAAUUAAGGAUGUGCUGGCAAACGGUGUGGUGGACAACAUGACCAGGCUGGUGCUGGUCAAUGCCAUCUACUUUAAAGGCAACUGGAACAAGCAGUUUGAAGAGAGAGCCACAAGAGAUGCUCAGUUUAGAAUCAACAAGAAUGACACUAAACCAGUGAAGAUGAUGUACCAGAAAGCAAAGUUCCCCCUGACCUAUAUCUCUGAAGUCUCCUGUCAGAUCCUGGAGAUCCCUUAUAAAGAUAAAGACCUCAGCAUGCUUAUCUUUCUUCCCUCGGAAAUAGAAGACAAUUCAACUGGUCUGGAAAAGUUGGAGAAAGCGCUGACCUACGAAAACGUCAUGGAGUGGACUCGCCCUGACAUGAUGGACGACGUUGAAGUGCAGCUGGGUCUGCCUCGGUUCAAGAUGGAGGAGAAGUACGACCUGAAGAACGUCCUGGUCAACAUGGGCAUGGUGGAUGCCUUUGACGUAGCAAUGAGCGACUUCUCAGGCAUGUCUCCAUCAAACGACCUGUUCCUGUCAAAGGUCGUGCACAAGGCUUUCGUGGAGGUAAAUGAGGAGGGAACCGAGGCCGCAGCAGCCACAGCUGCCGUCAUGAUGCUUCGCUCUUUGCCAAGACCACCACCUCCCUUUAUCGCAGACCACCCAUUCCUGUUCUUCAUCCGCCACAAUGCCACCAAAAGCAUCUUGUUUGCCGGCCGCUAUUGCUCCCCUGAGUGAGAGCUACGAAGCUGGGAUCAGUCUUUUCUCAUCUGCAGGCAGUUUUCGAAACAUUUACAUAUAUAAUUGGGGUUGAAUUGUUGUUUUUAACAGCUACAGCUUAUUUUGAGUUAUUUUCCUAUGUUUUCAGCACCACGCUGAUACAUUCUUCUAAUUUGAAGCCAUUAGUCUACAUUACUGUUUAGGUUUAGUUGAUGGUUAUUCUGGAAAUUCUGUUUUGCACUGUUUUAUUUUGGCACCAAUUAAAGUUCAUAGGACCCCCCCCCCCAGCCUUACACACAGCCUGAGUUCAUAUUCCAGUAAAAGUCUGGAAAAGGUGGAAAUGUGCCUUAGUCAGACAACACUGAACACAUAAACACAGCACUUUAACCAAAGAGAAGGAAUAAAUUGUUUUAUACAUUCAGUGAACCAAAUAUAAUAUUCUUAUUAAAAUUACAUCAACAGAACACUGUGUCAUUUAGAGUGAUGUUUGUUUCUAUCUAUAUGUGCGUUAAAGUGAAUGUCUUACCAAAAAAGGGAGUUUGUAUCCAGAAGAAAUAUAAACCAAGCGAGUCGUGUGUUGCUUCUAUGGAAUAAAACUGAAAUUCCAAAAUAA
Messenger RNA from Cynoglossus semilaevis (tongue sole), 1861 nucleotides. Its product is annotated as leukocyte elastase inhibitor-like. NCBI's taxonomy places the organism in Eukaryota, Metazoa, Chordata, Actinopteri, Pleuronectiformes, Cynoglossidae. The record is from RefSeq and is a predicted model, not a curated record. Gene Ontology annotation, molecular function: serine-type endopeptidase inhibitor activity. The transcript is spliced from 9 exons. Gene Ontology annotation, biological process: negative regulation of endopeptidase activity. Bases 1 to 1266 code for a protein of 421 amino acids.